AUCACGGUUGAGCGAGACGUAACUGAAUCUGAAAAUAACGUCCGUAUGAGCAAACCGGCGUCGUAUGACGUAUCGGUAACUAGCGGCAGUGUUCCGUACGACUCCGUGUAGGGAACGCGCGAAAUGCGUCCCUCGUUAUUAUAUUGUGCGGCGAUUCUCGCGCUUUCCAACUAUGUGCACAGUGCUCGGAUUCUCGGACUUUUCCCUCACACGGGCAAAAGCCACCAGAUGGUCUUCGAACCGCUUCUCCGGAAGCUAGCGGAAAGGGGUCACCAUGUCACAGUGGCUUCCUUCUUCCCGCUCAAAAAUCCACCAGCUAACUACACGGAUAUCAGCUUCGAAGGUAUCGCGACGCUUGGAUUGGAGUCUUUCGACUUGAACUGGUACGAGAACCCAGACAUAAUUCUUCGGCUACCGAUGAUAGGACGUUUGGUGAAGCAACUGAACGAUUUCCAUCCACUAGCUGGUAUGGCUUUGAAGGUGUGCAGCAAGGCGGUCGACUGGCCACCAUUGUCUGAAGCCCUGGAGAAAGAUUACGACGUAGUGUUUGUGGAGAACUUCAACAGUGAUUGCAUGCUGGGUCUUUUACAUGUGCACGGCAUAAAUGCACCGGUCAUUGCCUUGCUAUCGAGCAACUUGAUGCCAUGGUCCGCUGAUCGGAUCGGAGUUACCGACAACCCCUCAUACGUGCCUGUGAUAAGCACCGAUUACCAUUCACGCAUGCCAUUCUGGGAGCGAAUGGAGAAUACGUUUUUGAAAAUAUAUCACAAGCUAUGGUUCCGUUACCUGGUGCAGGUUAAGGAGCAGGAGAUAAUAGAGAAGCAUUUUGGCAGGAAAAUUCCUGACUUGGAGGAUCUUGGCAGAAAUAUUUCCCUGAUGAUGUUAAACACCUAUCACGCAUUGAAUGGUCCGGCGCCACUCGUACCUGGACUCUUAGAAGUUGGAGGGAUGCAUUUGGAUCCAACUAGAAAAGUUAUCCCAGAGUACAUCGAGAGGUUCCUGAACGAAUCCGAGCAUGGCGUGGUCCUGUUUAGCUUCGGCUCUCUCAUACGGACUGCCACUUUGCCGAAAUACAAAGAAGACAUCAUCGUGAACGCUUUGUCCAAGUUGAAGCAACGUGUCAUUUGGAAAUACGAGGACAGCGCUGAAGAGGGAAACCUCACUGGGAAUAUCCUGAGAGUUCGGUGGCUGCCGCAGUACGAAUUACUUCAACACAAUAAAGUCUUCGCGUUCAUAGCCCAUGGAGGUUUGCUCGGCAUGACGGAGGCGGUUUCCGCUGGCAAACCGAUGGUGGUGGUGCCAUUCUUUGGGGACCAGCCAGCUAACGGCGCCGCGGCCGCUGCUGCGGGCUUCGCUAAAGUGGUACCAUACUAUGAUCUGAGCGAGGAGUCACUUACUGAUGCAAUCCAGAGCGUGUUGAGUGCAGAAAUGCGCUUGAAAGCACGACUCAUCUCCAAAAUUUGGAAGGACAGAGAAUCUUCUCCGCUCGACACGGCCGUGUUCUGGACAGAGCGUGUGAUCCGAUGGGGUCAUGCGGCCCCCCUACACACUGCAGCAAGGGAACUCUCCUUCUACGAACUGGCGUUACUUGAUGUCGCAGCGGCUUAUAUAGUAGCCCUUAUAAUCAUACAUAUUAUUCUGUGGUAUAUUUUGUCAAAGAUAGCAAAACUAUUUGUUAAAGAGCCUAAACAGAAGAUGCAUUAAUAUGGACGCAUACUCACCUAAAACGUUGCCUAGUUUACUGUGCACCUCUGCCCCAUACGAUUAUCCGCUUGCAGGAAAUUGCAACGCUAAACCAACGCGUAUAGCUAUAAUCCGCAACGGGGUGCACAGUUGCGUAAAGACUAAAGGCUCAAAUCAGCUCGCCUUUUAAUCGGUCAAAACACACCCUAAAAGAUAUUUAAGAAUUUACAUAGUGACUUUUAGUACAAGAUUGGCUUGCUCGCAGUCGAGCAGUCGUUUACGCAUACCUUUCAAACUCUAUAUCAUCAAUGUAUGAUGGAUAUAAUUUCUAAUUUCUAACAAAAAGUGUGUGACUGGUUUUUGAUAUACAAACGUUCUGUCAAAAGCCCGAGCCAAAGAAUUGUAGGCAAAUUUGAGCUAUAGUGCAAUGCAAAUGAAAUCUAUUCAAGUAUUUCCAUACUCGAAAACAAAUCCUCGAUUGAUCGCGAGCAAAUCUUGUACGUAGGCUACUGAUACUGAAAUAACGUAAUUAUACAGUCUCCAGGUGAAGACUGUAUAAUAAAUUGAUCUGGAGAUGAUAUUUAUAUAUUCCUAGUAGGGGUGCUUGUGCAUUACAUCCAAUCUAAAUUCGGGUAUAUGCGAGUGACUUUUUUUUCGGCCACGUCUGAAUUUUUGUGUAUAGUGGAUACGACCGUAAAACGUAGUUCAGAUUGGGCGACGAUAAGCUAAACCAUAAAUAUCCGCUUAGCUAAACUGUAACUUUUUAAAAGCCAAGUAUGCUAUUUAUGUAUACCUCGAUGGGUCGAUUGCGAACAUGCGAUUAUAACAUUGCAAUUAUCGCAUUUGUUGUUAUUGGUUGAAUUUAUAAUUAUCUGACUCAUAUUGCUUAUUUUAGCCAAUAGUAGAACAGUGUCAGCCAAUCAAAACCUUUGCUGCUAAGACAUUCUAUGACAAUAAAGCUCAAAGCCAUUGCCCCUGUAAUUUGGACUAGGGGACAAACUUAUUUGGGCUAGCCAUAAAUCAUGUUGUUUGGCCGUCCAUAUAAAAUGGCUGUAGGUCGGCUAUAGUAGAAUGACAGCGGCAAUUUGAUAAUUUGGUAUGAUUUGUGGCUAAUACGAUUCCACUAUUGGUUAACACACGCAAUUUGUGUGUAACUAACGUAAAUUUAGCCAAUGUCGAUACAGGAAUGUGAUAAUACCUAGUUUCGAAUGUAACCGUAACAACCAUUUGACGUUUUACUACUUAUAGGUAGAAGUGCUAAACAGCUUUCUGUAAACUUUAAGUGUUAAGAAUAUGAAAUAAUAUAUUAACAGUGGUGCUUCAACAGGUGCCAGAGAAAAGAGAUCUUUUUAUAUAUUGUAAACAAUUGUUAGUAAUGAGUCAUGAAAAAUAUCUUGUUGUCUAUUUUUAGUUUGUUGAUGAUAAUGUUUAACGGUGAUAAAAGACAAUUUUAGUUUUUUAAAAUAGCAAUAGCGACGUUAUGCGUAGUUUUAUUUAUUCUUUUACAAUGGCGUAAUGGUAGCAUUUUAGAGCCCAAGCACUAUGGUAUUCUCUAUGCUCAGAAUAAACACAAAUUUUUAAGCUUUUAAAACUGACAGAGCCUGUGUCCAGAGGUAUAUUUAGGCAGAUAAAUACUAAAACACUUGAGUCCGGAGUAGAAAUCUCCCUACCGCAUUUACGAAAUUCGUCGGACUAAUAGUAAAUGUGAAAGCCGCUUUACUUACUAGCUUAGGUAGCUGGUUAGCAAGUCCAGUUGGAGAAAAAUUUAAAGAGUAGGACCAGUUAUGCCGAAGAAAGAGAGCGCCAAUUAAAUUCAGUCUUAACUAAUGGACCUGACUUAUAUUUGGCUAGUUAUCUAGACAUAAAGCCAAACGCCAAGCGAGUGUUCAAUAUUUUGACGGCCGAUUGGCGCAGUUUGCAGCGACCCUGCUUUCUGAGCCCAAGGCCGUGGGCUCGAUUCCCACUAC
Pararge aegeria (speckled wood butterfly) is the source of this 3650-nucleotide messenger RNA. It is a transcript of the gene UGT46A2, whose product is annotated as UDP-glycosyltransferase UGT5-like. The coding region runs from base 124 to 1704 and encodes 526 amino acids. The record is from RefSeq and is a predicted model, not a curated record. Lineage: Eukaryota; Metazoa; Arthropoda; Insecta; Lepidoptera; Nymphalidae. Gene Ontology annotation, molecular function: UDP-glycosyltransferase activity. The transcript is spliced from 4 exons.